GCACCCAGUUCCUUGUGGUGUGCCGCCCGCGCUGGCAGACUGGAGCUACCUUUACUCCGUAGCCAACAACGACACUUCGUUUCCACGAGCCUUGCACCCAGCUUGCCAUUAUAUCCGAAUAACUAGACUCCGUAUUUUCCUGAACAAAGAGCUUCUGCGGAGUCAGCUGACCAACUAUUCUAAGCUUGAACAGUCCCAUUCUCAUCGAUCCGGGUUUUCCACAAGAGAUUUCUCGAAAGACACAGCUUUCGUUGCUUUCAACCAUCAGUGGUUCGCCGACGCCCAACUUAUCUGUUGCCAAGUUGCCCUUCAACUGGGUUCCCUCACAAUCACGCAUUGCGCAUGGCCAAUUGUUGAACAAGUCGCGUGGCAACGAGAACGACAGCAAAGAUGCCAACGAAAUAUCUCCUGGUCUCUCUCCCUCAGGGUAUCUUUGACUCAAGCAGCAAAAAUGGCGCUUUAUCGGAGCUGUCAGCGAAAAUUUCCCCCGACAACGGUUCCACGCAGCCUUUUGCCAUUCCCGACUUCAAGAUCGGGACUCUUGAUGCUUUAGUGCAGCAAGCAGAUGACUUAACUAAGUUGGAGGCGGCUUGUGAGACUGUGGUAGCCAAAGUAGCCGACUCCCUGCGUACGAUCUUGGAUGGAGACGAUGACAAGAUCAGCCAGCAGAAGAUGGUCAACGACAAACCCACAGAUCAUUACAUCAACUCCUUUGUCUGGAACAAGGUCAGAUAUCGUGCCGAUAGGCCUCUGGGCGAACUGGUGGAUAUUCUGCAGAAGGAACUUGUCACGAGCGACAACGAUGUCAAGACAAAGUUCAACCAGUAUAACUCGGUCAAGACCAACUUCACGACCUUGCAGCGCAAGCAAACGGGCAACCUCUCCACCAAAUCUCUCACACCCGUUGUCGACCCCGCCUUGCUUGUCCAGGACUCGGAGUACUUGGAAACACACUUGGUUGUAGUGCCUUCCAACGCUAAAAAGGACUUCCAGAAGGGUUACGAGACAUUGGCGCCCAUGGUCGUGCCACGCUCAGCGGUGGAAGUAGCACAGGACGACGAAUUCGUUCUUUUUGCCGUGACAACCUUCAAAAAGACGAGCACCGAAUUCCUACAGAAGUGUCGCGAGCAAAAGUGGACCCCACGUCAGUAUAAAUAUGUUGAGGGCGGUAAGGAAGAGGAGCAGCGGGAACUCGACCGAGUCGCGCGCGAGGAGAAGAAGGUCUGGGGUGAGGCUCUUCGUAUGGGUAGGACUGGGUGGAGCGAGAGCGUUAUGAUCUGGCUACAUGUUUUGAGCCUACGCGUCUUCGUCGAGGCUGUUCUUCGCUACGGCCUCCCACUGGACUACGUCUCGGCGCUGGUCAAAACCACGUCAAAGCUGUCACCCAAGGUCAGGGCUGCGCUUGAUUCUAAUUACUCUUACCUAGGUGGCAACGCCUUCGGGAGAGAUAAGCGUGGCAGGGUGACCAAAGACGAUGCAGCACUGUCAUCUGAUAUGGCUGCUGCCGGCGUUGGAGGUGCCGACGGCACUGAGUAUACGGCUUACGUCUACUACGAGUUUGAGCUGCCUUGAGGGGCCCGCAUCAAGUAAUGGCCAAUCGGCUUACGCUGGCUGCUUUCUUGUUCUACACACUGGUGACCUGGCAUUGUAUUGAAGAAAAAUGUAUCAAUUACCGACGUCCGUCGACUUCCUAUGCAAUUCAAUUCGUUUGUACUUUGCACAAAAUAAAUUGCUAGUCCAUGCGUUGCGGGAACCUUUCGAUGACUACAACAUCGAAUGAGGUGAGGGGGCUAAGGCGAACAAUGCUGGCCAAGACUUUAGGCCUCAGUCUGCUUCGCAGCGAUUAGACCUUUGGAAAUCAACCACUGCGUAAUCUCGCUGACGCAUUCCUCGACAGAGGACUUGUCAGUACGGAUACGAAUCUCGGGCUUCAGUGGCUCCUCAUAAGGUGCGGUGAUGCCGGUGAACUCCUUGAUCUCGCCAGCACGAGCCUUCUUGUAUAGCCCCUUGGGGUCCCG
Molecule: messenger RNA, 2018 nt
Organism: Verticillium dahliae VdLs.17
Lineage: Eukaryota; Fungi; Ascomycota; Sordariomycetes; Glomerellales; Plectosphaerellaceae
Product: vacuolar ATP synthase subunit C
Exons: 5
Coding region: 391-1572 (393 amino acids)
Biological process (GO): proton transmembrane transport
Cellular component (GO): vacuolar proton-transporting V-type ATPase, V1 domain
Molecular function (GO): proton-transporting ATPase activity, rotational mechanism
Source: RefSeq, a predicted model, not a curated record